GCAGUCGCUCCCACAGUCUCCUCUCUUUGCCUUUCUCCUGUGCUAUCCUAGACUCAAGGGUUCCAGCAGCAAUGACUCUGUUGAAACAUCCAGGUCUAGAUGAUGAAUGCUUGCUCUGGAAGAGCCAGAUCUCAAGCAAGCAGGAUUUGAUUUCGGGGCAUGCAUUUGCACAGCGUCCUUACUGAAGCCUCCAGCAGCAUCACCCCAGCCCCAGCAUGAGAAGCCAGCUGCACCCUCACCCUCAUCCUCAUCACCUUAACCAGCCCGUUUCCAUUUGCCCUUCCUGGUGCGUGAAGCCUCUUCCACUUCUGCUUGCUAUUCAUCCUGGAGGUGCAGAAAUUGAUGAUGCAAUGCGUAGCUUUGCUGAAAAAGUGUUUGCCUCUGAAGUCAAAGAUGAAGGAGGCCGUCAUGAGAUUUCCCCCUUUGAUGUGGAUGAGAUCUGUCCAAUUUCUCAUCAUGAGAUGCAAGCACACAUGUUCUACCUGGAGACUCUGCCCACCUCCACAGAAAGCAGAAGCAGGAGAAAAAAGCAGUUUGGUGGAUGGAAGACUGUUAAUUUGUCUGUUCCACAAAGUGAAACAUCUCUCGCCAAACUGUCCCACGCUGAUGAGUACAUUUCUUCCUCUCCGACCUACCAGAUGGUGCCUGAUUUUCAGAGAGUGCAGAUCACUGGUGAUUAUGCCUCUGGGGUUACGGUUGAAGAUUUUGAAGUGGCUUGCAAAGGUCUGUAUCGGGCAUUGUGUAUACGGGAGAAAUACAUGCAGAAGUCGUUUCAGAGGUUCCCUAAAACCCCUUCCAAGUACUUGCGGAACAUUGAGGGUGAGGCUUGGGUAGCAAAUGAGAGCUUCUAUCCAGUCUUUACGCCUCCUACAAAAAGUGGAGAAGACCCCUUUCAAACAAAUGAUCUCCCGGAAAACCUGGGUUAUCACCUCAAAAUGAAGGAUGGUGUCGUUUAUGUCUAUCCUAAUGAAGCAGCGGCCAGCAAGGAUGAGCCUAAGCCACUUCCUUACCCAAAUCUCGACACCUUCUUAGAUGAUAUGAACUUUUUACUUGCUUUAAUUGCCCAAGGACCUGUUAAGACCUAUACCCACCGGCGCCUGAAGUUCCUAUCCUCCAAGUUCCAGGUCCAUCAGAUGCUCAAUGAGAUGGAUGAGUUAAAGGAGCUGAAGAACAACCCCCACAGGGAUUUUUACAACUGCCGGAAGGUGGACACCCAUAUCCAUGCAGCUGCUUGCAUGAACCAGAAACAUCUACUGCGCUUCAUUAAGAAAUCUUACCAAGUCGACGCUGACAGAGUGGUCUAUAGCACCAAGGAGAAAAAUCUGACCCUCAAGGAACUUUUUGCUAAGUUAAAAAUGCAUCCCUAUGACUUGACUGUUGAUUCUCUGGAUGUUCAUGCUGGACGCCAGACUUUCCAGCGUUUUGAUAAGUUCAAUGACAAAUACAAUCCUGUAGGAGCAAGUGAGCUACGAGACCUCUACCUGAAGACAGACAAUUACAUUAAUGGGGAGUAUUUUGCCACUAUCAUCAAGGAGGUGGGAACAGACCUGGUGGAUGCCAGGUACCAGCAUGCUGAGCCCCGCCUGUCAAUCUAUGGCCGCAGUCCUGAUGAGUGGAGCAAACUUUCCACCUGGUUCGUCCGCAACCGCAUCCACUGCCCCAACAUGACAUGGAUGAUCCAGGUCCCCAGGAUCUAUGAUGUGUUCCGAUCUAAGAAUUUCCUUCCACACUUUGGAAAGAUGCUGGAGAAUGUUUUCAUGCCAGUGUUUGAGGCCACCAUCAACCCUCAGGCUCACCCAGACCUCAGUGUCUUCCUCAAGCGUAUUACUGGCUUCGACAGUGUGGAUGAUGAAUCCAAACACAGUGGCCACAUGUUCUCUUCCAAGAGCCCCAAGCCUCAGGAGUGGACAAUGGGAAAGAAUCCCUCUUACACUUACUAUGCCUACUACAUGUACGCAAAUAUCAUGGUGCUCAACAGCCUGAGAAAGGAACGAGGCAUGAAUACGUUUCUGUUCCGACCUCACUGUGGGGAAGCUGGCGCUCUCACCCACCUCAUGACAGCAUUCAUGACAGCAGAUAAUAUCUCUCAUGGCCUGAAUUUGAAAAAGAGUCCUGUGUUACAGUAUUUGUUUUUUUUAGCCCAGAUUCCCAUCGCUAUGUCACCAUUAAGUAACAACAGCUUAUUUCUAGAAUAUGCCAAAAAUCCUUUUUUAGAUUUCCUCCAGAAAGGGCUAAUGAUCUCACUGUCUACAGAUGACCCGAUGCAAUUCCACUACACCAAGGAGCCCCUAAUGGAAGAGUAUGCCAUUGCUGCACAAGUCUUCAAGCUGAGUACCUGUGAUAUGUGUGAAGUGGCAAGAAACAGCAUUCUGCAAUGUGGAAUUUCUCAUGAGGAGAAAGCAAAGUUUCUGGGCAACAAUUACCUUGAGGAAGGCCCCGUUGGAAAUGAUAUCCGGAGGACAAAUGUGGCCCAAAUCCGCAUGGCUUAUCGUUAUGAAACCUGGUGCUAUGAACUUAAUUUAAUUGCUGAAGGCCUUAAAUCAGGAGAAUAAAAUAAACCAAAUGAUAA
This is a messenger RNA of Manis pentadactyla (Chinese pangolin), 2569 nucleotides long. It is a transcript of the gene AMPD1, whose product is annotated as adenosine monophosphate deaminase 1. The coding region runs from base 216 to 2552 and encodes 778 amino acids. Gene Ontology annotation, biological process: AMP metabolic process; IMP salvage. Lineage: Eukaryota; Metazoa; Chordata; Mammalia; Pholidota; Manidae. The record is from RefSeq and is a predicted model, not a curated record. The transcript has 16 exons. Gene Ontology annotation, molecular function: AMP deaminase activity. Gene Ontology annotation, cellular component: cytosol.